Molecule: messenger RNA, 4431 nt
Organism: Lampris incognitus (smalleye Pacific opah)
Lineage: Eukaryota; Metazoa; Chordata; Actinopteri; Lampriformes; Lampridae
Product: oxygen-regulated protein 1-like
Exons: 6
Coding region: 1-4431 (1476 amino acids)
Biological process (GO): intracellular signal transduction; axoneme assembly; photoreceptor cell development
Cellular component (GO): axoneme
Source: RefSeq, a predicted model, not a curated record
AUGAAUGAGUCUUGGCCUCGGAGGGUCCCCCCUGACCAGUCAUCAGGGAGCGGGCACACCUUGGGCACCUCUCGCCUACCCUACAUCAUCGACCCCAUCCCAUCUAAGAGGGUCUGCUUCUACAAAAGCGGGGACCCUCAGUUCAAUGGGCUGCGCAUGGUCAUCAACAACCGCACCUUUAAAACAUUCGAUGCCCUCCUGGACAGCCUGUCCAAAAAGGUCCCGCUGCCAUUUGGCGUGAGGAAUAUCACCACCCCGCGGGGCAUCCAUGCUGUUCACACCUUGGAUGAACUUGAAGAUGGCAAGGCCUACAUCUGCUCUGAUAGUCGUAAGGUAAAACCCAUCAACCUGACACUGGCCAGGAGGAAGCUGACACCUUGGUACUAUGCCAGGCCCACAACCGCCCGCAGUAGGACUGGGCUGUACCCUGGCCGGGGCAAGCACAAACAAGAUCGUGUACGAGUCCGCACGCCAAAGAGGCUCACGGUUUUCCGCAACGGCGACCCCUCUGUUAAACACACUGUGAUACUUCGGAAGAGGACAAUGCCCACCUUUGACUCUCUGUUGGAUUACAUCUCUGACUUGAUGCAGUUCCAUGUGUUGAAACUGCACAUGCCUGACGGGAGACGUGUGGACGGCCUCCCAGCUUUGAUACUGUGCUCUGGGACUGUGGUGGCGGCAGGCAGGGAGCCUUUCAAGCCUGGAAACUACAGUGCACAGAGAUCGUCUGUUGAAACACGGUUAUCCAGCAAGCGGAUGGGUCCUAAAAAACUGAAGCCAGUUCACCGUAAGUCUAUUAGAUACUUUGUGAAUCAGAUACAAAACUCCAUUACGGAAAGCGUAUGCGACUUCCCCAGUAACCCCACAGACUCUGUUGAGUUGGAUGUAGGUCACAUGCUGGAGUCAGUAGCAGAAACGGAGGGGGACACCUGCCCUGGGGAUGGAGCUGGAGGACAGGAAAUUUGUCUGCCUAGUGAGGAUGAUAUCGAGAAGUCUUUUCGGGUGAACCAGGAUGGCAGCAUGACAGUGGAAAUGAAGGUUCGCCUGACUAUUAAGGAAGAAGAAACUGUCCACUGGACAACCACCCUGACCAGGUCCAACGUAGCCAAUCAGCUCAACACAAUGUGCUUGCCAGAGCCUGAGCCUGCAUCUCAGCCUCAAACUCAGCCGGACCAGGACAAUAGCUCUGCUGAAUCCAAACCACAGGAUCCACAAGACUCUGCUGCUUCCAUCAACAACGUCUACAGGGACAGAUCUAAAGAUGAUGAUGAUGAUGAUGAGCCACCAUCAUUGGAUAAUAGACUCACCAUCGAGGAGAGGAAUGAAGAGGAUCCUGUGAAGGCGCAGAUGGUUAUGAUGUCUCCGAGGAGGGUUCCCAACCCAGGCCCCUGGACAUUUGGAAAGAAACAGGCCUCGAUGGAAAGCAUAAAAUCAUUGUCCACACAAGCGAUAAAAGAAGGCAUCACUGGUUCAUACUCCUACAGAGAAGAGACAGAAACCAUAGCAGUGACAGAGCAGUACCGCAUGAUCAAACAGACUAGCACCAGGCCAGUGCCCAAACCCAGAAGACUUGCCUCUGUGGAUGUUAACGACAAAAACAAUAGGAAUAUAUCGUCAUUCAAGUCAGCAGGAAUGAGUGAGAUCCUACAGAUUGAAGACACCGGGGAGGAGGUCACCGAAACUGUGUUACACAUAUAUGAACAACAGACCUGCCAGGAAAAUUUCCAUGCCAACAGUCACUGUUAUACACAGGGUUUCAAGUACGGUCCUGAGCUGCACGAUGGGAAUAAAGGGGAAAAGACAGAUUGUGAUGACAUUACAAAAACACCAACAUUGAAAUCCCUGACAGAGGCACAAAUAAUGCCAAAGCCAAAUCUGGGAAACCAGCCAACCAUUAAACCAAUGCUCGAAAAAAUCUGUUACUCAAUAAAGGCAAUCAGACAAAUCACACAGAGUAAGCGUCCAUCAUGUCUCCAGAAGUCCAACAGCUUGCCGGACUUUUCCUCUCAUGUAGCGUCUACAUUUGGCUCGUCAACAAAAGCCCUCCUUGCCUUCUUGUCUGUUAUGACCUUAAAGGAAAGCAUAACAAACCUCGGUAGACAUGAACUAAAUGCUAACAAUGUGAGCUGUGCUGAGGCUUUAAAAAUGAUAGACUCCCUCAGAGAAAUAGCGAGUAUUGAGGAUUCUGAUGAGCUGAGAAGUAGUCUAUCAGACUUGCAAAAGUCAACUUCGACACAACUUCUCCAGGGCUGGAGGGGCUUUCAGGAACUCAGUGACAAAUGCAAAAGUCCUUCCCCCGUGCCAAAUCCUUUAGAGCCAGAGGCUGUAUUCGAGGCCAACUCUGUGGAACACUGUGUAAUAGAUGAAAAUGUUAUUGAUGAGCUAAUGCAUGAAUUAGGACUACCUGAGCAGCUGCAGGAGGAAUUGGCUGCUCUUCCUGAGAGUAAAACAACUGAGAGUGACAACAAAGAAAAAAUGGCUGCCAAAAUUAUUGAAAAAGUUGAAUUGCCACCAGAGGAAAGAGUUAAUGCCAAGUUCCCCCCUCUCCCUGAGGAAGGAGCCAUUAAAGUCAGUGGCUGUGAUCAAAGUGACAAAGCCCAUUUUGAAGAAAAGUCCACGAUUAAGCAAUUAGCAAACAUUAGCAAACCUGAAGAGUCCAGUUCAGGCAGUCUUUCACUGAGUAUAGAGACACAUCAAAAACAGCUGAACUUAUCCAGUGAACAAAAAGAGGUUUGCCAGGCUGCCAUAGAGAGAGACUUUAAAUCCAAGCAGGAUAGUUUAGAGGAGAAGCAUGAAACAACAUAUCCACCAAAUGACCAAAACCAAACAUCUGAAGAAAGAAGCCUUGACAGUGCUGUUUUGCUGGACUGUGCUGAAGGCAAAGAGAACAUUGAAGACGUGGAGUCAUGCAGCGAUGUGGAGAAUGAAGGAAAUCAGGUGGUGGAGCAAGGAAAGGAAGGCAUACAUGAGGUCAAAUCGAACCGACAGAAACCGCACGUCACAUAUAUGGAUGUAAAAGUUAGCCACGAGAAAAGUCUUGGGGAAGAUAGUUUAAAUUCGAAGGGUAAAAAGUCAGAAGUGACAUUAGAGACAGAUAGUGGGGAAAGCAUUUCCAUCCCUGAGGAGAAGCUCGCCCUGGAUGAUGAGACCUGUUCAGGUAUAGAAGGGAAGAACAAGUUUUGUGCCAAGAAAUAUCUAGACCAAAAACCUAGCUGUCAGAAAAACACUCUUCAUUCUGGAUUUGAGCAACAAUCCGGUUCAGAUGAGGAGGAACCACAGGUUGAACAUAAGGAGUUGCAGCAGCUGAGUGACAAUAACAUCUUGGCUCACUCUGAAAGCCCCUCCGAGUCAGAGGUGGAAAAGGACAAGCAGGCCAAUGUUCAUUACUGUGACAGAUUAAACACAAGCAUUGAAAAAAGCCUGGAUACGGAGGACCGGUCCAGCUCUGAAGAAAAUCAGACAGAGGGUGACUGCGAGAAGCUGCAGGACACAGACAGCAAAGAUGCAUCAGCAGUUCUUACAUGUCAGUCUAACUUAGAGAAGGGACAGAACAAGCAGCCAAUCACCAACUGUAUGAGAUUAAAUAUUAGCAGUGACAACAGCACAUCCAGCCCAGAUGUUGAAGAGCUGUCUACUUCAGAGGAAGGACAACCAGAAGCUGAAUGUAUGGAACAAGAGGCAGCUAUGGCAGACAUUUUGUCUGGACCUCAGGAAGUCCAGGAUAGUAUGGAUGAGGAGCAAAAAGCUCAUAUUAAUGAUCUUACAAUGGAACAUUUGAAAAACUAUACAAAGCAACAGAUUAGCAAAGCAGAUACAGAAAAUACAUCUGAGGAAGACAAGUAUAGUUUUGACAUAGAUGAAGAUAGCGGAAAUGACCUCAGAAGCUGUGAAGAACCUGCUGAUGAGGGAGAACAAGCCAAAGCUGAACAUGAUCAGUGCACCUCAAUUGAGGAGGAAUUAAGCUAUGAGGAGCGAGACUCCAGCUCAGAGGAAGAGCAUGCUAGCAUGACAGGAUAUGUAGAGGAGCACACCACAGGUUCAAAGUCUGAUGUGGAGGGCAAAGGAAAUUCUGCUGUGACGAAGUGCACCUACUUUUCUCUUCCCCAUGCCAGUGACUCGGACGUGUGUCAGGAUGACCUGAGCACUGUGAGUAAGAGCAGUGCACGUGGCGACAGCAGUGUAGAAAGAACAGAAGAUUCAGAGGAAACCAAAAAGCAAGCAGCGAGGAGUAGUGCGCCGCACGGCUUCACUGUUGCUGACCUGAAGAUGCUUGAUAACAAAGUACACCCACUGAUAGAGGGUCCCCCUGAUGGCGAGGCUGUUGUGGUGCAGCCCAGGAAAGGUCACGGGGUCGUCACCAGAAGGCCGCAGGAGCCAGAUGUAUUGGAUAUACUGUACACAUUUUGUGGUCAGCACUGUCCCAUCCUGUGA